CAAAAUGAGGAAAAAAUGAAGUGGGGUUGUGAUAGCCGAACUAAUAUGAGCCGACGAUGAGCUGCGCAUGGUAGUAUUUGGUGGUUGGGUCGUGCGCAUGAAUGAAUGAAUGAAUGGAGUUGUCGUGAUUGUGGAGCAAUGGCCAUGCGCCACUCCCAAAAUUCUCCCUCAUUCUCUCUCUCUCUCUCUCUCUCUCUACUCAAUCGCUCUCAGGCCUCAUCGUUUGAGAAGAACCACAACAAUCUAUUCUAAUUCAUCUAGGUUUGAAAUGAUUCUACCCUUUUUGAUUUGGGGAAUUUUUGGCAAUUUGAAUGAUUUGGUGAAGAGUAGCUAGAAUAACAAUACUUGGAAGAUUGAAGCAAAGGAUUCGGAAAGAUUGGAUUAGUACCGAAGCAAAAAUGGCAACACUUGUAGAGCCUCCAAAUGGUGUGAAGCCUCUAGGGAAGCAUUAUUACUCAAUGUGGCAAAUAUUGUUUGAGAUUGAUACUAAAUAUGUUCCAAUCAAACCCAUAGGCAGAGGAGCCUAUGGUGUUGUGUGUUCUUCCAUUAAUAGGGAAACUAAUGAGAAAGUUGCGAUAAAAAAGAUCAAUAAUGUGUUUGGGAACCGUAUUGAUGCGUUGAGAACUCUUAGAGAACUUAGGCUUUUGCGGCACAUUCGACAUGAGAAUGUGAUUGCUCUGAAGGAUGUUAUGAUGCCUAGUCAGAGGAUGAGUUUCGAGGACGUGUAUUUGGUUUAUGAACUAAUGGAUACGGAUCUUCACCAUAUCAUAAAGUCAUCUCAACCGCUUUCCAAUGAUCAUUGCAAAUACUUCAUCUUCCAGUUGCUCCGUGGAUUGAGGUAUCUCCACUCAGCCAAUAUCCUUCAUCGGGACUUGAAGCCCGGAAACCUCCUUGUCAAUGCCAAUUGUGAACUAAAGAUAUGCGACUUCGGGCUAGCACGAACUAGCAGAGACAACGGACAGUUCAUGACUGAAUAUGUUGUCACUCGCUGGUACCGUGCACCAGAGCUCCUCCUUUGCUGUGACAAUUACGGAACCUCCAUUGAUGUCUGGUCUAUAGGAUGCAUCUUUGCUGAAAUUCUUGGACGGAAACCAAUCUUCCCUGGAUCCGAGUGCCUCAACCAGCUAAAGCUAAUUAUCAACGUCCUUGGUAGCCAAUGUGAAGCUGAUCUUGAAUUUAUUGAUGGUCAAAAGGCUAGGAGGUUUAUCAAAUCACUUCCGUAUGCUAGAGGAGUCCAAUUAUCUUCUCUGUACCCUCAUGCUGACCCUUUAGCUGUAGACUUGUUGCAGAGGAUGCUCGUGUUUGAUCCGUCUAAGAGAAUCACAGUCACGGAGGCUCUUCAUCACCCGUACAUGUCUAGCCUGUACGAUCCAAGCCGAAACCCUCCUGCGCAAGUUGAAAUCAAUCUUGACAUUGAUGAGAAUAUGGGAGAAGGUAUGAUUAGACAGCUGAUGUUGAGAGAAAUGCUUCAUUAUCAUCCUGAAGCUGCUUGUGCCAAUACAUAACUCACGUCUAGAAAAAGUUUCAUUUUUGUUUUCUGUUUGGCAGAAACAAAAACAAAAACCAAAAAGAAGAAACAAAGAAAGAAAGAAAAGUUGUUUUUGAUUUUGAUUUUGAUUUGUGAACUGGUCUGGUUUUUGUCUAGAACCAUGUAUUAGAUAAAUAUUGUUGUUGUUGUUACUCGUAUUGUAUGGAAAUUUUGUUCGAAACUUUUAUUGAUUUAUUAGUCUAAGCUUUUCUGGAGAUGGUUUGUUGUUACUCGUGACUUGUAAACUUUUACUCAUUCUAUGGAAAUUCUGAUAUUGCUUAUUU
Camellia sinensis is the source of this 1812-nucleotide messenger RNA. The record is from RefSeq and is a predicted model, not a curated record. NCBI's taxonomy places the organism in Eukaryota, Viridiplantae, Streptophyta, Magnoliopsida, Ericales, Theaceae.